UCCCUCCAGUCCAUUGUACACAGCGGAGGAAACCCUGUGCCGCCGCGAACCGCCAUCUUGGAUAGGUAGAUCCUACUUGAGCCAGGAUAACCCGCAAAACAACUCGUCCUAAUCACUCCACUUUCCGGUUUCAAACUUCAUUCCUGAGCCACAAUGGCCACCGCACCGUACAACUACUCCUACAUUUUUAAAUACAUCAUCAUUGGCGAUAUGGGGGUAGGCAAGUCAUGUUUGCUUCACCAGUUCACAGAAAAGAAAUUCAUGGCCGACUGCCCCCACACCAUCGGCGUCGAGUUUGGCACGAGGAUAAUCGAAGUGAGCGGCCAGAAAAUCAAGCUGCAGAUCUGGGACACGGCCGGACAGGAGCGCUUCCGGGCUGUGACGCGUUCGUACUACCGCGGCGCGGCCGGAGCGCUGAUGGUGUACGACAUCACCAGGAGAAGCACGUACAAUCACCUCAGCAGCUGGUUGACCGACGCCAGAAACCUCACCAAUCCCAAUACGGUGAUCAUCCUCAUAGGAAACAAGGCGGACCUGGAAGCCCAGAGGGACGUCACGUAUGAGGAAGCAAAACAGUUUGCCGAGGAGAACGGUCUCCUCUUCCUGGAAGCCAGUGCAAAAACAGGCGAAAAUGUGGAGGACGCCUUCUUGGAGGCGGCCAAGAAGAUCUACCAGAACAUCCAAGAUGGCAGCCUGGACCUUAACGCCGCAGAGUCAGGCGUCCAGCACAAGCCGUCGGCCCCCCAGGGCGGGCGGCUAACCAGCGAGCCACAGCCCCAGAGAGAAGGCUGCGGAUGCUAAUGACCAAUAACCCCCCCCGCCCCCCUCCGCCAAGUCCACCACGCCCGAGUGAAGGGACACAGACUCCCUCUUGCUCCUCCUGUCUGACCCCCAACCAAUUUUUUUUGUCCCCCCCCACCCCAACACCCUUUUUUUCUUUAAAUCUCGCCACUACCAAUUCAUCGCAUUACUGUCACUUUUUUAAAUAUUUGCUUUUUUUUUUAAAGCUCCAAAUGACUUGUCUAUGAAUUAAACUUAAAUUACUGCUCAUUGCCCCUCUUCAUCCCGGCGAGAUUUGGUGGCUCGGGACAACGAAGGCACGAACGCCAUUUUAAGGCGUCUCAUCAAAGAAGCGUGGACGGAAAACUGCUUUUCCAUUUUCUACAUAACACUUGCCCUCAUUAGGAUCGCAGGUGAGCUGGAACCUAUUCUGGCAUACACCCUGGACUGGUCUCCGGUCAAUCACACCAUCCAUGAUAAACCACCAUUCACAUUUAGACUCUUCAACGAAGCAAAAAAAGUAUUUGGAGGAACCCGGACAACCUGCAGAAAGCCUACAUAAACACGGAGAGACCAUGCAAGCUCCAUACAGGAAGGCCGCAAGAGAUUCCAACUCGAAACAAUGAGGCAGACGCUCAAUGUUGCUCCAUUAAAACCCCGACAGUCAAAUGGUUGCAUCGUCAUAUCACAAGCACCAUUUUGUUUGUUGCCUUAUAGUCUUAAUCAUUUCCCAAAUUUGGCUUAUAAAAUUAGCUUUUUUUCUUUUUGGUAUGACUGUCGAAAGCAGCAUGGCCUUGUCUGGUCGUCAAAAUGGCCUCCUUGUAUAAUACACCAAGCAGCAGCAGCAUGCCCAGCCUCUCCUCCCCCCAAACAGGCAAAACACCCAACUUUUUUUGUGUGUGUGUGCUAUAGUCACUCCUGAACGGACGGCUGUGUACAGUAUAUAAAUCUGUUGCUUAACUGUGUGGUUAUGCCCUGGUUCGGUGGCAUCUGGACAUUGUACAGUUUGACGUGUUAGUAGUGGGCUGCCCGCAAGUCAAUUGCGCAGGGAGGUUGGGGGCGAUACUCUGUAACAUAGUUUCUAUUAAUAAUAAAUGUAUGUAAAGGAGAGAGAUACUCAUCCACUUAAACCCAACUUCCAUCCACACACUACUGAACUUUGCCAGAUUUAUCAUGUGCAAAACUUGUAUUUAUUUUUGAGUCCUGCAUUGCUGUCUUAACUCUUUUUAAGAAAAGGGGGAUGCUCUUCAUUUCCCCUUUGCUGUCCGAGUGACCACUUUCUGCUUUUGUCUGUCCUACGACUAAAGGAAAAAAGUAAACAACGUAAAUAUGUAUUAUUUUCAAAUGAACCGAUCUAACAUUGAAAAGCGUUCUUUUUGCGUGUAUAUGAUUUAAAAAAUGUUGACAUUUUGAUUUUAAUGAAGACUUCUAGACAGAGAAAAAAAUAAAUUAUACAUAACCUG
Hippocampus zosterae (dwarf seahorse) is the source of this 2243-nucleotide messenger RNA. RefSeq names its product RAB14, member RAS oncogene family, like (gene rab14l). NCBI's taxonomy places the organism in Eukaryota, Metazoa, Chordata, Actinopteri, Syngnathiformes, Syngnathidae. Gene Ontology annotation, biological process: Golgi to endosome transport; defense response to bacterium; endocytic recycling. Gene Ontology annotation, molecular function: GTP binding; GTPase activity. Bases 154 to 801 code for a protein of 215 amino acids. The transcript has 8 exons. Gene Ontology annotation, cellular component: phagocytic vesicle; Golgi apparatus; trans-Golgi network. The record is from RefSeq and is a predicted model, not a curated record.